CGACGCUCAGCCUGGGGAGAUGUAGCUGCGGGGGGUUCUAUCCUUGAUCGAUGGCCUUCUGCCCUCUGUCUAUGCAAUGAUUCUAUAUAUCGGAGGCACCUUGCAGACCCAUUUCUUCAUCUUCACAAGACAUCUUUCCUCAUAAGGCUUAGCGCGAAUAGGGGUGGUUCGUCGUAAGCUCCGAAUGAGCUACCACGCGCAAUCUCUUGAUAAGUACUUGGCCUUGCCCCCUCCCACCCAGAGGAAACACCCUGCGACCUCUUUCACCUUCACUUCGGUCUUUUAACCGUCCCAAGCGGUAUCUUGAUUCUUAAGAAAUCUCUUUUGCAGGCUCUCGCUUCUCUUUCAGCCACCCCCGGGGACACACCGCUACAGUCAAUGCGUCCCACAAACGACGAGGUCGGUUUCUAAUAAAUACUCCCGGUCGCUCUUCACAUACUGAGAAACCGCUUUCCAACCUGCAACAUGGCGCCCAGCAUCUUGCUUCAGCGAGAGCCAUCCUCACAGCCGCUUCACGACAUUCAUUCCGCUCAAGCGACGUCUCCUAAGGGUCUCGAUGUUGGCGGUGGCAUUUCUCUUGAAGCUCAUGGUCCUGUUGGCGGCUCUCUUCCCUUUCAUUCCUCUUCUUCUGUCAAUGGCAAUGGCCACACCAAUGGUGCUGCUGGCGCCACUCCUUUUGUAGGACGCCAGCUGGAUGGGGAAGAUCUCAUUACUUCGCAAAAUCUCCUUGAGCAGUCAUUGAAUUUCGCGUCGAGUGGCUCGCACUCAGAAGACAGUUCCACAAAGCCGAAUAUUCUAUACAUUAUGGCAGACCAAAUGGCCGCUCCUCUCCUCAAGAUGAACGAUCCCCACUCCCCAAUCAAAACUCCGAACCUCGACGCUCUUGCUGAGACUGGCGUUGUCUUCUCGAGUGCCUAUUGUAACUCCCCACUCUGUGCUCCAUCCAGGUUCACUAUGUGCACGGGACAGCUCCCCAGCAAGAUUAGUGGCUAUGAUAAUGCCUCCAUUCUAGGACCUGAAGUUCCAACCUAUGCACAUUAUCUCCGCCGCGAGGGUUACGAGACUGCCCUUGCUGGAAAGAUGCAUUUUAUCGGACCAGACCAGCUUCAUGGAUUCGAGCAUAGACUCACAUCUGACAUUUACCCAGGCGAUCUUGGCUGGACUGUCAAUUGGGACAAGCCAGAAGAGCGCCAGGAAUGGUACCACAACAUGUCCUCGGUCAUGCAAGCCGGCCCUUGUAUCCGAUCAAAUCAGCUGGACUACGACGAAGAUGUCAUGUUUAAGGCUUCACAGUAUCUCUACGACUACGUCCGUGCUGAUCCGCAGACUCGGCGUCCGUUUGCUCUAACUGUUUCCUUGACGCACCCUCAUGACCCCUAUAUAAUGACGCAAGAUUAUUGGGAUGAGUAUGAGAAUGUUGACAUUCCUCUGCCAAAGGUUCGUAUCGCGCAAGAGGAUCAGGAUUCGCAUUCAGUACGCCUCCUAAAGACCGUCGAUCUGUGGAACAACCCAGUUCCAGACGAAGCUACUAUUCGGGCAAGGCGUGCCUACUUUGGUGCAUGCACCUUCGUUGAUGACCAGAUCGGGAAGCUACUUAGACUCCUCAAGAACUGCCACCUGGAUAAAAACACUAUCAUUGUCUUCUCUGGAGACCAUGGUGACAUGCUUGGCGAGCGAAACCUUUGGUACAAGAUGUCAUGGUUUGAGAUGAGUGCCCGCGUCCCCAUGAUUAUCAACUAUCCUGCCCGCUUUGCACCUAAACGUGUCAGCGAAUCCGUCUCUACCAUGGACCUACUUCCGACGUUUGUUGAUCUUGCCGGUGGUGAUGCUUCUGCCAUCCUUCCUGUUGAUGGCGUAAGUUUAUACGACUACCUUGUCUCAGACAAGCCUGGGAAGGAUGAAGUAUUUGGGGAGUACAUGGGUGAAGGCACAGUAACUCCUGUUGUGAUGAUCCGACGCGGGAAAUGGAAGUAUACGACUUCGCUUGUGGAUCCUCCGCAGCUCUUCGACCUUGUCAACGAUCCUCAGGAGCUUGUGAAUCUUGCAAAGUCAACCAAGCCCGAGCACACCCAAACCUUUGCAGCAUUCGAGAAAGAGGCUCGACAGAAAUGGGACCUCAGUCAAAUUCAUAAGGACGUCUUGCUCAGCCAGCGUGAACGUCAGCUGGUCUGGAGCGCGUUGAAGAUUGGUCGAAAGGAACCUUGGGACUACCAGCCUCCAUACAAUGACAGGGAACGCUUCAUCCGUUCCCAUAUCCCACUGGAUGAGUUGGAGCGCCGUGCCCGCUUUCCCGUCGUCGACUAUCUUGGACGAGAGCACACUGCUGCAGCCACUCAUCAUGGUGCUGCUGGGGCCAUUGGCGAGUGAGUGCGAAAGUUGAUUUGAGGCAUGAAUCCUCCUCUAUUUCUGGCUUUCUUUCAACAUGCAUAAACGAUAUCUCAACGUAUAUCGACGACCAGUGCCACCGAGGCCACUUUACAAUCUUCAUUGCAGGGACGCUAAGUCCAUCACGGGAGUCAUGCUUUCAGACCGUCUUGGACAGUUGGUCUUUCAAUGUUUUCGUUUUCUUUGGCCGAUUUAUCAAUAUCAUAUGAAGCGUUAAAGCGGGUUAGCAUUGCUGCGAGCAUGAUAUCGAUCCCUUACUUCUGGGCGUCUUCAUUCACUGGACAUAGCAGAAAAGUUU
Lindgomyces ingoldianus is the source of this 2683-nucleotide messenger RNA. Its product is annotated as choline-sulfatase. The transcript has 5 exons. Bases 466 to 2367 code for a protein of 633 amino acids. The record is from RefSeq and is a predicted model, not a curated record. Lineage: Eukaryota; Fungi; Ascomycota; Dothideomycetes; Pleosporales; Lindgomycetaceae.